AUGGCGAAAUCCAGCGCGGACGACGCGGAGCUCCGGCGUGCUUGCGAGGCAGCAAUUGAAGGCACGAAGCAGAAGGUCGUGAUGUCGAUCCGAGUUGCCAAGAGCCGAGGUGUCUGGGGCAAAUCGGGCAAAUUGGGCCGACAGAUGGCCAAACCUAGGGUUCUUGCUGUCUCCACAAAACAAAAGGCUGGACGAACGAAAGCAUUUCUUAGAGUUAUGAAAUAUUCCACUGGAGGAGUCCUAGAGCCAGCAAAGUUGUAUAAACUCAAGCAUCUUUCAAAGGUGGAGGUUAUAGCCAACGAUCCUAGUGGAUGCACAUUUACCCUGGGAUUUGAUAAUCUUAGGAGCCAGAGUGUAGCUCCACCUCAAUGGACUAUGCGCAACGUUGAUGACAGGAACCAUCUAUUGUUUUGUAUCUUAAAUAUCUCGAAAGAUGUUCUUGGGCGACUUCCGAAAGUUGUUGGCAUAGAUGUUGUGGAAAUGGCUCUUUGGGCUAAGGAAAAUACAGGUACCGUCUCAAAGCAAAGGGUUCAACAUGAUGGUCAUGGCAGCCCUGUUGCUGUCAAUGUGGACGACGGUGAAUUGAACGUUACUGUUGAGAGAGAACUUGUUUCCCAAGCAGAGGAAGAAGACAUGGAAGCUCUUCUUGACACUUAUGUAAUGGGUAUUGGGGAAGCUGAGGCUUUUUCUGAAAGGUUGAAGCGUGAGCUUCUUGCCCUGGAAGCAGCAAAUGUCCAUGCCAUCGUGGAGAGUGAACCUUUGAUAGAUCAGGUGUUGCAAGGGCUUGAGGAGGCAACAAUCUGUGUUGAUGAUAUGGAUGAAUGGUUAAGCAUCUUCAAUGUAAAACUUAGACACAUGCGAGAAGAUAUUGAAUCAAUAGAAACUCGCAACAACAAGUUGGAGAUGCAGUCUGUAAAUAAUCAGGCGCUGAUUGAAGAACUUGAUAAGCUCGUUGAACGGCUGCGUGUCCCUUCUGACUAUGCAGUGUGUCUAACAGGAGGUACAUUUGAUGAAGCACGCAUGCUUCAAAAUAUUGAAGCAUGUGAGUGGUUGACUCGUGCUCUGCAUGGUUUGGAAGUACCUAAUAUCGAUCCAAGCUAUGCAAACAUGCGUUCUGUCCGAGAGAAGCGAGCUGAACUUGAAAAACUUAAAGCUACAUUUGUCAGGAGGGCCUCUGAGUUUCUUAGGAACUACUUUGCAAGUUUGGUUGAUUUCAUGAUAAGUGACAAGAGUUACUUCUCUCAGCGGGGACAGCUGAAAAGGCCAGAUCAUGCUGAUUUGAGGUACAAAUGCAGGACAUAUGCUCGUCUGCUUCAGCAUUUGAAGAGUCUUGAUAAGAAUUGCUUGGUUCCAUUGAGGAAAGCAUACUGUGGCUCUCUAAACUUGCUUCUUCGUCGGGAGGCCCGUGAAUUUGCUAACGAGCUUCGUGCCAGUACCAAGGCAUCAAGAAAUCCUACUGUGUGGCUUGAAUCAACCACUGGCUCAAACCAAAAUGCACAGACUGAUACGUCUGCAGUUUCUGAGGCGUAUGCUAAAAUGCUCACUAUUUUUAUCCCACUCCUUGUGGAUGAGAGUUCUUUUUUCGCUCACUUCAUGUGCUUUGAGGUCCCUGCACUCGUCCCCCCAGGAGGUGCUGUUAAUGGAAAUAAAGGCGGAAGCUAUGAUAAUGAUGCUGAUGAUGACGAUUUGGGCAUUAUGGACAUUGAUGACAAUGACAGCAACGCUGUUAAAAGUGCUGCAGAUCUGACAGCACUGAAUGAAUCUCUUCAGGAUUUACUUGAUGGAAUCCAAGAGGACUUUUAUGCUGUUGUGGAUUGGGCCUACAAGAUUGAUCCACUACGCUGUAUAUCAAUGCAUGGGAUUACAGAACGAUAUCUUUCUGGUCAGAAAGCUGAUGCAGCAGGUUUUGUGCGUCUGUUGCUUGGUGAUCUGGAAUCAAGAGUUUCCAUGCAGUUCAGUCGUUUUGUCGAUGAAGCUUGCCACCAGAUUGAAAGAAAUGAGCGUAACGUGCGGCAGAUGGGGGUCUUAUCGUACAUCCCAAGAUUUGCUACUCUGGCUACUCGAAUGGAGCAAUACAUUCAGGGACAAUCUAGAGAUUUAGUUGAUCAGGCGUACACAAAAUUUGUGAGCAUAAUGUUUGCGACAUUGGAGAAGAUUGCUCAAACGGAUCCAAAAUAUUCUGACAUAUUCCUUUUGGAGAACUAUGCAGCGUUUCAAAACAGCUUAUAUGACCUAGCCAAUGUAGUCCCAACGUUAGCCAAAUUUUAUCACCAGGCAAGUGAAGCUUAUGAGCAAGCUUGUACUCGUCACAUCAGCAUGAUUAUCUAUUAUCAAUUUGAACGGCUCUUCCAGUUUGCUCGAAAGAUUGAGGAUCUUAUGUACACCAUAACAGCGGAGGAGAUUCCUUUCCAGAUGGGACUGUCGAAAAUGGAACUGCGGAAGACAAUAAAAUAUAGUCUAUCUGGAGUUGACAAGUCUAUCAGUGCAAUGUACAAAAAGUUGCAGAAGAACUUAACCUCGGAAGAGCUAUUGCCGUCUUUGUGGGACAAAUGCAAGAAGGAGUUCCUAGACAAGUACGAGGGUUUCGUACAAUUGGUUGCCAAGAUAUACCCUAACGAGAACAUCCCGUCGGUAGCUGAAAUGAGAGAACUUCUGGCUUCCAUGUAA
Messenger RNA from Linum trigynum, 2667 nucleotides. NCBI's taxonomy places the organism in Eukaryota, Viridiplantae, Streptophyta, Magnoliopsida, Malpighiales, Linaceae. The record is from the annotation of a GenBank genome assembly.